CUCCCGCACCCACCGAAUCCUCCCCUCUCCCGUCAGUCCUCACGGUCCUUCACUAACUUCUCCCUCCCUCUCUCUCUCUCUCUCUCUCUCUCUGCUGCUUCUUCCUCAGUUCUUCUGCAGCAGAAGAACAAGUUAGAGAGAGACGCCCCCAAUCCAAUCCAUGGCUUCCCAUUUUACCCUCACAAUCCUCAUUUAUUCCCUCUUCCUCCUAUCCUCUUCUUCUCCUUCUCCUGUUCUCGGCUUCAAUAUCACUUCCUUGCUCUCCAAUUUCCCAGAUCUCUCUCAAUUCACCUCUCUUAUCUCCUCAACCUCCUCCGUCGCCGCAGAUCUCAGCCGCCUAUCCUCUCUUACCAUCCUUGCUGUCCCCAACGAUCUCCUCUCAUCUUCCUCCGACCUCACGCGCCAUCGCAUCUCCCCCACUUCGUUAGCUGAUGUCCUCCGUUAUCACGUUCUUCUCGAGUUCUUCUCGUGGUCUGACCUGCGUUCUUUCCCUGCCUCUGGUAAGCUCGUCACUACUCUCUUUCAGACCACUGGCCGUGCUACUGACAACUUCGGCUCUGUUAACAUCACUCGCGACCCCAUUAACGGCGUCGUUUCGGUUCACUCUCCCGCGCCUUACUCUUCUUCCUCUGGUUCCAUCUCCAAUGCCACUGUGCUUUCCCUCAUCAAGACCCUUCCUUAUAAUGUCAGCAUUUUCGCUGUUAAUUCCGUUCUUAUCCCUUUCGGAUUUGAUCUUAUGGCCUCCGAAACUCGACCCCCUCCGGGGUUAAACAUCACUAAGGCGCUCAUCGAUGGUCACAACUUCAAUGUCGCUGCAUCUAUGCUGUCGGCUUCGGGUGUUGUUCAAGAGUUCGAGGCAGAUGAAGGUGGUGCUGGGAUCACCAUGUUCGUUCCUGUUGAUGAAGCAUUUGCUUCACUGCCUCCUUCCGUGAGCUUACAGUCUUUGCCAGCUGAUAAAAAAGCUGUGGUGUUGAAGUUUCAUGUGCUUCAUUCGUAUUAUCCUCUGGGUUCCUUAGAGUCGAUUGUCAAUCCAGUGCAGCCCACGUUGGCUACAGAAGCCAUGGGAGCGAGCAGCUUUACGCUUAACAUCUCGAGGGUCAAUGGCUCUGUGGCGAUCAAUACCGGGAUCGUUCAAGCGUCAGUAACUCAGACUGUGUUUGAUCAAAAUCCAGUGGCAAUUUUUGGGGUAUCCAAGGUGCUGUUGCCUGGAGAGGUAUUUGGGAAGAAUCCAAUUGUGACAACAAUACCUGGAGGUCCACUUCAGGGGGGUGCUCCUCCGCCGGAUUCAUCAAUGUCGCCAGAGAGUUCACCGAGCUUAAAUGGCCAACCUUCUCACCUUUCCUCUCCACCAGGUUUCCGCGAAGAAAUACGGUCGGCAGCUGUUUUAUGUGGUUAUCAGUCUUUACUCAUUGUUCUUUGCUGUAUAGGAUUGUACUUAGUGGUACAAGAUUGAUUGUUUGUCAUCGUAAUUAUAAUCAUAAUUAUUGUUUUUUGUGGGAUUUUAUUUUGACUUUUUACACUUAUGCUGCCUGAUUAAUUGAAUUUGGUUGCAAAAGCAACCUUUUUUUAUUUUUGGGUGUUAUUCCUCACCUUUAUUAGGAAAGCCCACAAAAACUUCAAUGUUAAUCGCGCCCUUGUUAUAUUUUUUGGGUGUUUCUCUUGUAAGUUGUAAUACCCUUAUUUUUACAUAAAAUACGCUUCACCCUGUAUGUGAAUGUAAAACAUGCCUCUUCGUAUCUUGAUAAUUCCCAGAGGUCAGGUUGACUGCAGUGAUCAAGGUAAAUUUACCCAUUCCUGCAUAAAUCUUUCGGUGAAUUGAUACUGGGCUGUGGCAUCCAUGUGGCUGCAUUUUUUACUAUUCUUCAAAGGCUGCUUCAACGCAGAUGUUUAUGUAAUGUCUAAUAUUCGUAAAAGAUAGGGGAUAGGUUGGAUUCAUUGUAACACCUGCCAGGUACAGUGCAAGUGAUCUGAUGCUGGUGCCAGACAGACCCUAUGAAGUAACUUUUGGCAUUUGACUUCUGUGGAAAUUUCUCAUUGUUCCAUUGAUCUCGAUGCUGGAGUUUGCGCAGCUUGCCUAUUCCUGUCUUGUGUGGCCAUCAUGUAGUCUCCUUCUCAGAUGCACUUGUGUUGAUUUCAUAAUGAAUAUCAAUUUUGUAUUAACCUAUACUAUUCAGUUUGGAAUGCGAGGGUGUUGUUAUGUUA
Molecule: messenger RNA, 2202 nt
Organism: Prosopis cineraria
Lineage: Eukaryota; Viridiplantae; Streptophyta; Magnoliopsida; Fabales; Fabaceae
Product: fasciclin-like arabinogalactan protein 4
Exons: 1
Coding region: 161-1453 (430 amino acids)
Biological process (GO): mucilage biosynthetic process involved in seed coat development; multidimensional cell growth; abscisic acid-activated signaling pathway
Cellular component (GO): plasma membrane
Source: RefSeq, a predicted model, not a curated record